Messenger RNA from Miscanthus lutarioriparius, 429 nucleotides. The record is from the annotation of a GenBank genome assembly. Lineage: Eukaryota; Viridiplantae; Streptophyta; Magnoliopsida; Poales; Poaceae.
AUGGCAAAGAAGUGGCAGAGAAUGGCUGCCCUGGCAAGGAAGCGGCUCACGACGGCUCCGCGGAAAGAAGCCGACGGUUCGCGGGUCGCAUCGACAUCGGUGGCCAUCAAGGGCCACUGCGUCGUGUACUCCGAUGACGGGAGGCGGUUCGAGGUCCCGCUGGCGUACCUCGGCACAGCGGUGUUCAGCGAGCUCCUGAGCAUGUCGCAGGAGGAGUUCGGGUUUGCCGGCGACAAUGGCAGGAUCACGUUGCUCUGUGACGCCGCAGUGAUGGAGUACGUAAUGUGUUUGCUUAGGGGAGACGCCUCUGAAGAGCUUGUGAGGGCGUUCUUGAGCUCCAUCUCCAUCCUCAGACCUUUUUGCUACCACAGCGUCAGUGGCAUGGUGCCAUCCAUGGGACUCGUACGCCAAUCAGCCAUCUGUGUAUAG